AUGACACCGUCCUCCACUGCUAUGAGAAAAGACCAAGCACACAUCACCAGUGCUAGACUGGAAGCUUCUAUGGGUGCAACUGGGAAAGAAGUCUCCACAUACACACAGAAAUGUCUAGAUUUGAAGGCCUUCCAGCAUCAGCCAUGCCCUAGGAAUGGGACCAAUCUUCCUUCCAACCUCCAAGUAGGACCCAGCUUAUCUGUGUUCAUGCAAUAUCAUUCCUGGGUUUCAUGCUGCUUCCAGGUGGAACUGAAUUCAACAACUGUUACUCGACCAGCAAAGGCAGGGGUAGGGAGAGACAAGAAGUGCCAAGGUGAUCCUUUCUGUGCCUUCCCUCCACAAGGCUAUAACCCCUCAAACCCACCAUCUUCAGGCUUUUUGAGCCCUGCUGUCCUUGUCCCUAAACUUAAUCCUAUCCUUAGGCUUGCCCACCUUGCCCAUUCCUGCGUGAGAUGA
Molecule: messenger RNA, 456 nt
Organism: Rangifer tarandus platyrhynchus (Svalbard reindeer)
Lineage: Eukaryota; Metazoa; Chordata; Mammalia; Artiodactyla; Cervidae
Source: the annotation of a GenBank genome assembly